Messenger RNA from Knipowitschia caucasica, 987 nucleotides. NCBI's taxonomy places the organism in Eukaryota, Metazoa, Chordata, Actinopteri, Gobiiformes, Gobiidae. The record is from the annotation of a GenBank genome assembly.
AUGCCAUCCAAGGAGUCAUACGAGGAGAAUUCCCUUGUGCAAAAGGCCAAUCGGGAGGCCAAUCAGGAGGACAUGUUGGCCGCAGCUCUGGGGAUGAGAGUGGGGCCACAGAAACCUCCAGCGGCUUUCUGGCAACCACUGAAACUGUUUGCCUAUUCCCAGCUCACAUCGCUGGUGCGCCGAGCCACGCUGAAGGAGAGCACGCCCAGGGCAGAGAAGAUCCAUAACUUUAAGGUUCACACAUUUCGGGGGCCACACUGGUGCGAACACUGUGCCAACUUCAUGUGGGGGCUAAUGGCGCAGGGAGUCAAAUGUUCAGAUUGUGGUUUAAAUGUCCAUAAACAGUGCGCUCCUCUGGUCCCCAACGACUGUAAGCCCAGUCUGAGACACAUCCGCAAAGUCUACAGCUGCGACCUGACCACGCUGGUCAACGCCUACAACACGGCCAGGCCCAUGGUGGUCGACAUGUGCAUCCGAGAGAUCGAGUCCAGAGGGCUAAAGUCUGAAGGGCUUUAUAGAAUAUCAGGAUUCACUGAUUCGGUUGAAGAGGUCAAGUCUUCGUUUGAUAAAGAUGGUGAGAAGACAGACAUCUCAGCGAAAGCCUAUGAAGACAUCAACAUCAUCACAGGAGCGCUCAAGAUGUACCUGCGGGAGCUGCCCGUGCCCGUCAUCUCAUACGACGCCUACCCCCGCUUUAUUGAGGCUGCAAAGCUCUCAGACCCAGAGAAGAAGCUGGAGGCGUUUCGAGAGGCGCUGGCUCUGCUGCCCGAGUCCCACACUGAGACACUCAAGUACCUCAUGGCGCACUUAAAAAGGGUGGCACAGAAUGAGAAGUUUAACCUGAUGAAUGCAGAGAACCUGGGCAUUGUGUUUGGGCCCACUCUGAUGCACGCUCCCAACCAGGACGCCAUGACUGCACUCAACGACAUCCGCUACCAGAGACAAGUGGUGGAGGUGCUGAUCAAGAAUGAACACGUGCUCUUCUGA